AUGACUGGUGAAACCACUAAGCCUAAGGAUCUCAACAAAAUAUUUAAUACUAGUGAUCUGGUGAUAAUUAGUAAAUAUGGUAUUCCUGCUCCCCAAAAUUGGAGAGGAAGUACUAAACAAGAUCUUGAGGAUGCGCUGGAUAUUACAAAUGAUGAAAUUAAGAGUCUUACAGGGAAAAUUAAUGGCCGCAGCAGAAAACAAAAUCCCACAACAGAGGAUAGAAAAGAAAUUGCAGAACUGAAAAAAGAGAAAGGCACACUUUACAAAUAUAAAAAUAACCUGCUAACUACUAUUUACUCUACGCCUUCGUCUUCGUCUCACACUGGAUCUGGUCUGCCCGCAGGGGCGGGACUGCUGCGCUCUGAGGAUAUAAUAGAUCGUAUUAAGAAACUGGGUGGAGAGAUUACUGGAGGAAACAUGAAUAAAGUACCAGAAUUUCUUUAUAUUGCUAAGCAGCUAAAUAAAUCCGGUAUUCUUCCAACAAAAGAAAUGGACCAACUACUACGUAGAUCAAGCGGUUUUGUUGUUGUCUAAACUCUAAAUAAAUGGAUCUUAACAAAAUGAGAAUAUAUUUAUUAAAACAGAUUGAAUCUGGUGAAGCUACUGAUAAUGUUCGUCGAUCAAUCAAGGAAGGAGAACGACUAAAAAAUGUUUAUAAACAAACAUCUCUUAAUAUAUUUGAGCCACUUUUGGCUUCACAGGGUCAAACCAAAGACAAGAACGACUAAAAAAUGUUUAUAAACAAACAUCUCUUAAUAUAUUUGAGCCACUUUUGGCUUCACAAGGUCAAACCAAAGACACGAUAGUAGAAGGGUUUGACGCCAUAAUUCAACGUCUUGGUCGGUAUCUCGAUUCCAACGAAGCGGAACGAGCAAAGCUAGCGAGUGAACGAGCAAAGAAAAAGGGAAUACAACAAAUACAAGAGUCCACGGCGCAAGCACUUGGUGAGCCAAUCACUCAACCAACAUCAAUUCAAAAAGCGGUUGAAGAGGGAAUAGCCAAAAUACAACAAGCUGCAGUGGAAAAAACCGCCGAGGCGGCAGCUAAGUCUCCAUCUGUGCUGGGGAGUCUGAAAGGAAUGUGGAAUGAGUCCCAAGCGUUAUAUGAAGCGGAUAAGGAAAAAGAACAACAACGAAAACGUGAGGAAAAACAGCGGCAAGCAGCUAUUGAAAUGGAAGAAUUUAAAUCUCAACUUCGACGAGAAGAACUUCAACUGCAACGGGAAUUAAACCAGGAAUCAUUAAGAUCCGUGGUUGAUCAAGCUCGAGAUUCUAUCAAUCAAGCAGUACAAGAGGGAAUAACCCGUAUUCAAGACUCUACCCAGUCACAUGAAGAUGCAAUACUUGGAAUACAAAGAGCAGCAAACCAAGCAAUAAAGGACAUUAAAUUUGCAAAGGAGUACUAUUCAAAAUCAGGCACUACUAAUGCACUCACUGCAAAUGCAAGUACUAAUACUCUUGAAGCUCCUCCACAACCUCUAUCAUACCAACCUCCAGCCACAAUUACAGCAGAUGACUUACUUCCAGAACUACCAGUGGUUCCAUCAGCUAGUCCUCGCACUCCCGUGUUAGAUGCAGAAGAAUUACAACGACGUUUGGAAAAGUUACAAGAAGGAACUCCUCCUAUGGACCUCUCAAAAUUAAGAGGUGAGGUAGAGCGAUUAGAGCCAUCACAGAGUGUGGCAUUUACUGAAUUGCCUGGAGCACCAGCAGUGCCGCAGGAAAGCCCUCGCAAAGCAGGCGGUCCUCGACGCCGACAGAUGGCAAUGAGAUUUGGGGCACAACCAAUGCCUCAAGCUCCAACUCCACCAAUAAUUCCUCCAGGAAAAUCAUCAGUGGGAACAGCAGUUGGAGCAGAGGAAAUACCACAGAUUACAGCAUCUGAUAUCCUUCCCCAAGCACCAACUCCACCAACCCCCGCACGAUUUCCUUCAGUACUACCUUCAGUUCCACCUUUAGUUCCACCUCCACUACUUGAAAGACCAUUUGUUUUCUCAAGUCAAUUACAGCCGCCUGCUCCUGCAGCGCAGUUUCAAUCUAUGUCAUUGCCGCAAUCCCCAUUUUCUACAGCAUUUACAAGUUUACCGCCUCAAUCCAAUAUUAAACCGUCUCAACCAUCUGAGCCAUACCUACCAAGUCCUCAAGGUUAUUCUCUACCUCCCACUGACCGAGCUAAAAUAGAAAAAUUGUUUUAUGGAAAGCCGCAGGAACCGUUAGGACCGUCAGGACCGUCAGGACAGCCUAAACCUAAAAAUUCCAGAGAAGAAAUGGAAGAAAGACGAGCAAGAAUUAUAUCAGACAUGGGUUAUCCUUCUAUAGAUGAAUUAGAAGGCAUACUUUCAAUAGAUGAUGUUUACAGAAUGAGAAACGAACUUAAAAAUGAUAUAAGAAUACAAACAGGUAAAUUAGUUGGUUUACAGAAUAAGAAAAAUAAAACUACAGAAGAUAAAAAUAAUAUCACCAUGCAAAAGGAACUUACGGAUACUAUGGUAAAAUAUCGUAAUAAACUGCUUGAACAUCUUAAGUUUCUUGAGCAAACAAAACUUGAAGAAGGCGACGAAGGAGACGAGGAAUCAGAUGAUGAAAUAUUCGGAGAAGGGCGAGUGAACCAGCGAGCCCGGCCAGGGCGAGCCCAGAAAGGUCAGGGUAUUAAGUACUUUAAUAGUCCCGCACAACUCUUUGACAGACUUGAAUUACUUGCUGGGAGUAUCUCCGCUGGAAAUAACGGUGUUGCAAAUGAGUUUACUGAAAUUGCACACGUUCUA
Molecule: messenger RNA, 2764 nt
Organism: Porites evermanni
Lineage: Eukaryota; Metazoa; Cnidaria; Anthozoa; Scleractinia; Poritidae
Source: the annotation of a GenBank genome assembly